Molecule: messenger RNA, 8060 nt
Organism: Xiphophorus hellerii (green swordtail)
Lineage: Eukaryota; Metazoa; Chordata; Actinopteri; Cyprinodontiformes; Poeciliidae
Gene: tafa4b
Product: TAFA chemokine like family member 4b
Exons: 6
Coding region: 4072-4479 (135 amino acids)
Molecular function (GO): receptor ligand activity
Source: RefSeq, a predicted model, not a curated record
UGCCACAACUACUUUUCAGUUUAAAAUAUUCCAAAAAUAUUAGAAUCGGUUUGACUUAAAGCACAAAACUACCAACACAAGACUCGAAGAUGUGUAGACUGAUGUAUAUUGAUGCGUUUUGUUUGAAACGUUUUUCAGUUCUCUAAAGGAAAACUCUCAGUUUAACAAACUUCCAAGUAUGUUAAACUGAGCUUUACGAGGGCACAUUAGGUGUCAUGUUUUUGUUUUUCCCUUGAGUAGCACAAAACUAAUAUCUGAUCAAGUGCUGAUAAACGUUUACAGAACACAAACAGGCAUGAUAAGUCAUAUGUUUAUUUACAGGGAAUUAGCGGCGACACCAGAUCCUUAAAGUGGUGCGGGACGUUUUAACUUGAUUUAAGAGCGAAGGGAUAAAGGCUCUGCUUAUGGGUAACCCUAGGAAAUGGGAUUCAGCCUAAAUCUAUUACAAUCCACUCAUCUUACUGUGCCCAGUUUCCCAUUCAUCCACGGAGCAGAUCAACAGGGAGGUUAAUGCGGGAAUAUUGAUCUUAGAGGGGAAGGUACUCUUGAAGUUAAAAGCCGAUUUUUAUUUAUUUAUUUAUUUCUUUGUCCGAUGAUUUCCUCCCACGGGGUGAGAGAGGAUUAUUCAAGAAGAGGUACCAUAACUCCAUAUUACUCGACGAGAAAAACGUCUGCAUACCAGCUUUUAUGACAACACCUAAGCACAGCUCCGUCCAGAGCUUGAAGCGCAUGAAAGGACUGAUCUUCAUUUCGGUGAAACCGGUAAAAAAAAAUGAAAAGAAAAAGAACUACAUAUCUAAACAGGGAAGUGUAAAAAGAGUGGGCUAAAUUUUGCAUCGCUCAUCUGCGUCCAGAAAAAAGUGUUUGAUGCGGUUUUUCACUGAUGCUAUCUGGGCCAUUUGAUGAAGAGGAGAUGAGAUAAGUGCUGUGGGCUGUUGCCUCCAUUAGCUGCACGGCUUUAAGAUAAAAGCAACCCCUGAUCCCCACUGGGACGUACAUGCUCUGUUCUGCAGAUUCAGAUUCAGCAGGAACUUUAUUUCCUUCCUCCUUCUUUUCUUCUACAGUUGUUUGCUUGUUUGGGAAUCUUUGCGAAAGAGAGAAAGAAAGGGGGAAAUAAAACGCGCAGAAAAGCCCCGGGACAGUCUGCAGCCGUCCGUAGUGUUGAAACUGGGCCACCCUUUCGGUUAAAAGCUCGCUACCUGAAUUUCGCAACUAGGUCUUACAAAGUACCUCACUUCUAGCAAACCUACAUCAGUGCCUCAUCUACUCUCAGUUCAAAGCCAGACGGAUCGAUUCGCUAUAGAUCGGAGCAAAGAUUAAUCUGCUGAAAACAACACUGCUGCACUUUUUCUUUCUGUUCACAGGUGGCACACUUGGUUCAAAAGGCGUUCUUAGGAGCUAAAACAGCGUCGUUACACCCUACGUCUCAUCCGGGCGCAUGUUGCAUCCCUCUGAUUGCGUUGAUUAGCUGCGGACGCUUUCGUUUGCUCCCCUCCCCCCCCCAAAAAAAAAAUCCCCCAAAAGUACCUUUGACAGAAGCAGUACUGGCAGCAGGAGCGCAAGGGAGACAUCCGAACGUAUCGGAUACCCCUCACCUCGGGUCGUUAGUGGACAUCGAUCUCUUCUAAGCCUUAAUGACUGCAAAUACAGCGCAGAACAAUCAAUCGCCAUCAACACGCAGGAAUAUUCUGGGAUGGGAGAAUUGAUAGGCUGUCUCCCGGCGCGCAAUGGAGAGGCUGCGGUGAUUAAAUUCUGUUUAACGUCUCGGUGGUGGUCCGUGUGCGCGCCUCUUUGUUUAUGCGUGUGCGGUUCAGGCUCAGAGAUGGGGGUCUGUGGUGGAAGGGAGUAGGCUUACAUCAUCGCGCAUCUCCAAGUGUUGAAACCGGUGUGCGGUCUGGAACAUGACCGCGGCGAAGACUCUGGGCCGGCUAUUGUUGGACGAGCGAUGAGGCACCUGAGCGGCUCAGCUGUCCAUCUGUCAGGAACGCACUCCCCCUUCCUCGGCUCAUACACACGCACCUUCACACACAUAUAAUGAGGUGCUGACGAGUGAAGGGUCACACACACAUGGUCUCCUUGUGUUUGUGUAACAAAUAAAUAAAAAGAAAUUGCCUUAAGGUGGAAUGGUUAAUUUAUGCCAUUUCCAGUUGGUACUAUGUCACCUUUUUUAGGUAUAAAUAGAGAGCAAAGAAUGUAAUAAAUGUAUACAUGCUUGUCUUCAUUAAGUUAAAAGUGAGUAGAAAUUAUUCGUAGCAAUAUAAGUAGGUCAAUUAUUUAUCAAUAAACACUUAAUUUAUUAAACUGGAAGUGAUUAGAUGUUCCCGGUGCACCAUGACGUAAUCUGUGAUUCAACAAGUAUAGACUCUGAUUAGUUAGCCUUCUCUGUCACACUGAACUCAGUUUGGGUCAAAAGUCAGAACUUGGAUCUAGGAAUGAUGUCACACUCAAAUAAAGCGUGUUGUGGUUGGAGUUUGGUAAACCAUAAGGAUUUACCGAAGCGGUGGCUGCUAGGCAACCUUCCCAGUCUGCUCUCCCACAGUUCAGAGGGCUUCCUUGUUGAAUUUCAGUCUGGAAACUCUUCCGACUACAAAUAGAAUGUAUCGAAAGCUUUUCCCCUCCUACCAUCACAGACGUAACCAUGUGAAAUCACUGGGAUUUAAACUGAAACUUUGUGCUUUAGUCAUGUAGGACUGAUAUUGAGUUUUUCAGCAACAAAUGCUCCUGCGUGGUUUGGUGUGAAACACUGGAUGAACGUGUGGAAAAGGCCCUCAUGCCUCCAUGCUAAGUACGGUUGAGGAUCUGUCAUGCUGUGGGCUUGUUGCUCUUCCAUAUACAUUGGGACAUGGCAAAAUGGACUACUGGAAAUACAAGGAAAUUUUAAAUUAAAAACUUGUGCUCUAUACCAGAAAACUAACAGUGGGUCAUCAAUAGAUGUUUUUCAUACACAUUUUCUAUCCACAGAAAUGAAAAACAAAUGAAUCUCAAGCCACUUAUCUUGACUGCAGUAGUGCCAGCUGGCUUUGACUUUCAUGGGUAAGGCUUUGUGAUUUAUGAAUUUUAUUUAUAUUUAAUUUAUUUUACAACAGUUCACUUAUUCGCAUACGUAUUUACCAAUGUUGUUGUGGCUUGUAAUUUUGUAGUUGUUCGAAACUUUACUGAGACGUUUCAUUAAAUGAAUUUCGGCACAUCUGGACUUCCAUAGCUUUUUAGGAACCCCUGGAUAAAACAAACAUUAUUUGGCAAAGAUUGGCUCUUUAACAUCUAAAACGCCUUGAUCUGCUCCGUCUCUACUCGGACCUGCUGGAGUCCAGGCUGCUGUGUGAACUACGUGACAUCAGUGAGGGAGCAGAAGAAGAAGCGGGGUGCGGAGCGGAGCCCGGUGAACUGGGCGGGCGCUGUUGCACGUGUUCUGAAUCGAGGAGGUCGGGCUCGCAUCGCGUUCCUCAUGUCCAAUCGAUCCCCGCUCGGGAGGAGCGACGAGAGAGCAUCAGGAGUAUCACUCCUGCAUCCCUGAAUCCCUUCACUCUCAUCAGCGUCUCUCUCGGGCGACCCGCGGCGCAUCUCCGUGUCAGACUCGGGCAGCGGCUUGGAGUGGGUAAGAGGAACUUGUUUGGAGCCGGAGCUCGCCUUCCGGAGGGACGGAAUUAACGCACUUCUUGGAGACUUUUCCCUCCACACCCCCUCGGCUCCAGUCUGAUCUUGAGAUGGGACUCGGCGAGAUCAUGGCAGCCCGGAGCCGGUCGCUGUUGCUCACCUGUGCCGUUUCUCCGGCGCAGCAGUAAAGCGCUCCCUUCGCACUAUUUUGUGUGGGACCUGGACAAAGAGGCUCGGAAGGAUUGACAGUUUGAAGUCUGGAAGUUGAAGCAGAAAAGUGACAAAAGUGCUCCAGUUCUCUCGCUUACUUGGAUCCUGUACAGUUGGCACUGAUCAUGUCUUCGAGAUUGUAGAUCCGGAGGCGUCUUGUGUUUAAGGUGAGGAAGAGGAGGAGGACGAGGAGGAGAUCCGAGGUGCGAGUGAACGCCGCCAUGAGCUUCACGCCGUGAGGACCUGGCCAGACAGACGACAGACAGGAUGAAGCUGAGGGGAAGGUCAGCUUGGCCUUGGCAGGUGGCCUUCCUUGUUGCCUUGGUGAUGCUCUGGGUUGACCCCGUGUCCGCCGGCAGCCGUAAUCAUCGGGGACCAACAGUGUCCUAUCAGGUGAAGCAGGGCACCUGUGAGGUGGUGGCCAUCCAUCGCUGCUGCAACAAGAACAAGAUUGAGGAGCGAUCGCAAACCGUCAAGUGCUCCUGCUUCCCGGGGCAGGUUGCUGGGACGACCAGAGCCAGACCCUCCUGCGUGGAAGCCUCUAUUGUCGCCCAGAAGUGGUGGUGUCACAUGCAGCCCUGCAUGGACGGAGAGGAGUGCAAAGUCCUGCCCGACCUGACAGGAUGGUCAUGCAGCACCGGCAACAAAGUCAAAACCACCAAGGUUACACGAUAGCGAGAGAGCCGCCGAGGCAAAAGGAAACCCGAAGCGCUCCAUGUGGAGACGGCGGAUGACUCACACGCAUUCACAGCCCGACGGGGGGGAUAUGGAGGUGAAGGGACUGUUGUCUGUCACAAAAAAACAAAAUGGAUAAAAUGUUCUCAUCAAAACCACAUGGAGACCCACAUGCAGCAAAAACUGGUCAAAGAAGCUAUGAGACUGCAGUCGGGGUCACACACGGACAACGACGUCAUUCCUACUCUCCACGGUGGAUCUCAAAACACAAAAAUGCUGUAUUUUUGAAACCUUGCUUGAGCCGAGCGUUUUUGGUGCGAGAGCGUAGCGUGAACUCAAGGAUGCGCUGACGGUGUCGUCAAACUCUGGAAGCCUCUGCCGGAGACAGGAGUGAAGAAGGUCUGGGAGCAACGAAAGAGAUAAAAGCUCAUAACUGGAGAGGUAGCAAAUUAGCAUCAGAAUGCUCUGGUGGGUCAUGCCACCGACGCUCACGCUGUUUUUGCAGGAGUCAUUUUGCAGCUCUAAUUAGGGGGGGGGAUUGCAGUAGAAUCAUAACAGCAUUAUUAAAAAUUCAUGUAGGAUAUUUGCACCCGUCGGAACCGUUUGGGUGACAUUUUAUUGUUCGGUACACGGCACAUCCUUUGUGGCGCAUCUGAAAUGAAACUGGAGGUGAAGUGUUUUCUAAACUGUCUGACGUUCGAAGUACUGUAGAUAAAUAUGCAUAUCGUAAACCAUUAAUUCUGAGUAGUUAUUUGGUAAAAAAAAAAAAAAAAAAAAGUAUUCAUGGAGCUUUACUUUCUUGCAGCUUGGAACAAUAUGAACUAGCAAACUACGUCUCAUUUAUUUCUCUUUUUAUUUUCGCCCGGAGACAUUUAUGAGCUCAUCGUUCAGAGUUAUGUCUCCUUGAUCUGCUGGGUUCAGUCUGUGGCUACAGUUUUUAAGGAAGCCCAUAAAGGCUUAACCAAAAAGAAUCAUUUGUCUUUCUGCUACUCAUACAACUGACUGAAACUGAUUUUUCUAGCUACAGUGACUUGCAAAAGUAUUAAUACUCCUUGGCCAUUUUAGCAUUUUUGUUUCUGAAAGAACUGAAACUGAUGUAUUUCAGUUUGAUUAUAUAAAAUAGUCCAACACAAAAUAGUGAAGAAGUGUUUGGUGGAAGAUAUUUAUUCAAAGAAUUUUGCCAAUAAAUGUCAGAACAUUUGUGCAGCUUUGUACCUGACUUCUCCGUUGUGUUUGGUCUUCAUGACAUUAUUUGUUUUGUUAUUUUUCUCUAACAAACCUCCGAGGCCUUCACAAAACCGUUAGAUUUACAUCUGUGUUAAAUCUCACACAGGUACACUGGCUUCCACUAGAAAUGUACGCAAAAAAAUAUUCCGCUAUGUUUUUGAAAUCGUCGAUAAAACACAACUCCAAGGGUUUCCAUUAAAUAAGAAACGCAAUUAAAAUAACACGCAAAUAUGUUUGUUUACACGGUAAGUCAUUACAAAACACGCCGCGUCAUCGCCAUCCUACCACUUCCUGUCGUCUUCUUUGUCUUUUCCGGCAGCAGUAACAACAGGUUGUUUAUCGCGUGACUCGCGUGGUGCGACGAAAGCGUUUCGAAAUAAACCAAUUUCGAUACAGCUGAAAACCCACCUCAUCCACCAACCACUUUAUUUAUCAAAAAACAGGAGAUUUUUCAAAAUUGGCAUCGUUUCCAUUCAGCAAAUUUGUUUUGUAGUUUCAAUUUGUACAAUCAAACAGUCAAUGGAAACACAGCUACUGAUAUUGUUUGCCAGAUGAUCAUCCACUAACAAAUGCAAAUCCUAUAUAUCAGCAACUUAACAAUCUUACACUACUUUGUGUUUUUCUAAUCAUAAAGGUCUCGUGUAAUAAAAGAAAAAAUGCUCCAGGGGUAUGAAUACUUUUGCAAGGCGCUGUAUUUUUUAUUUUUAAUCCACUGUGGAUACUCUGUGGCAUUUCUUAGGCUCAUACAAGCGUAAAUAGCGAGACUGAUUUGUCUUUACAUUUUGUAUGUCAAGAAUGCAAACCGGUUCAAUUAGCGGAGGUUUUUAUCUCUACCUUUAUCGGUGGAUGGAUCUUUUUGUGUUCAACAUUUUCCAUUGAUUGCAUCUGAUCAAUGCUUCUGUGUGGUUUACAGAAAUAAUUGCUGCAGAUAAUGUCAGCGUUAGAAACCUCCUUUCUUUCCGCGCCUCAUCCUCUACAGAGCCUGAUCAUUACUGCAGUACAGCAGUGUUGCACAGCAAGCAGCCGUCACACUUUUCUAUCUUCUCUGUCAGACUCUUUUCCCCUCUCUCAUGCCCCUCUCCUCUAACACACUGACAAAGUGAUGAUAGCGCUGUUAAAAGAAAGUUUUGUUCCACACACUGCAUCACAGUUUUCUUGCUUGAACUAGAAUGGAGCUUUUCUUUUUUUUUUUUUUUUUUUUGCUGUCACGCUUUUCGAAAUGAAAUUUUCUCUCCUGGACAUGCAUCCAAAUCUUUCUCACACGGCAUCAAGUCUGCCUCUCUGAUACGUGAAUGUGUUGGGUCAGCAUGCCUGGGGGUUAGCCUUCUGGGGCCAGCUCCUUCUCCUCCUCCUCCUCUGCGGCUGAGAGCCUCUGCUUCUCAGACACGCCGCCUUGUGAGCUAUGAUAAAUCUUUGGGAGCUGAGCCGCUGACUCUCCGGCUGCAGCGCUGCGCUCUGAGCCAGAGGGAGCUCGGGGGACGGCAGGGCUACCAGUGGCAGGCGCCUCCACUCUCUCAUUACUGAGAGGCCUGGAUAGAGCCGGUCUCCUCCUGGGAACACUGACAUGGAAUAUUUUUAGGCUUACGGUGCAGCGUUGCUGCUAGGCCAGUCACACCACACUGCCCUCUUUCUUUGAGCACCGUCUCAGCAACAAUAGUCUAUUUUGAGAAGAAGAAAAAAAAAACAUGACGUUCUGCAGCAGCAUUCAUGCACAUUUGAUAUAUACAUAUAUACAAAAAAACAAAACAAAAAAAAACCCAUGCACACGCAUGUUAGGGUAAACUUACAGGUGCUUCUCGGUAUGUUAGAACAUCAUCGUAUAUGUUCACUUAUUCACUUCAGAAGGUGAAACCCGUUUCAUUACGUACAAAGUCAUAUAUUUCAAGCAUUGUUAAUUUUGAUAGUUGAUGAAAAUGUACAAUUCAGAUUAACAGAAAAUGUGAAUAUUAUAGAAGACAGAUUUAAAAUAAAGUGUAUUUACAACAGAAAUGUCCUCAGUUGGGCCACCUUUUGUACGAGUUACUCCAUCAAUAUAGCAUGAUAAGGAGGCCGUCCGCCUGCAGCUCUGCUGGGUGUUGAAGAAGCUCGGGUUGCUCCGUCAGUAGCCCUGACCUCGUCUGCAUCGUUGGAUUUAGUGUCAAAAUCCUCUAAAGGCAGCAGUUAUUCCUGUGUAACUUCCUCAGCCCCACUUUUUCCUUCCACUAAGCUUCCCAUAAACGCGCUCGGAUAAAGCCCUCUGUGAGUAUCCUGCUUCUUUAGCGAUCUUUGUGUGGCUGACACUCCUUAUCGAGGGUCAGGGUUGAAUAACUGUCUGCUGCUUUUAUUGGUCUAAUAAAAUAUUCAAAUUUUCUGCA